Messenger RNA from Carya illinoinensis, 902 nucleotides. Its product is annotated as iron-sulfur cluster assembly protein 1-like. NCBI's taxonomy places the organism in Eukaryota, Viridiplantae, Streptophyta, Magnoliopsida, Fagales, Juglandaceae. The transcript is spliced from 3 exons. Gene Ontology annotation, cellular component: mitochondrial matrix; cytoplasm. The record is from RefSeq and is a predicted model, not a curated record. Gene Ontology annotation, molecular function: ferrous iron binding; 2 iron, 2 sulfur cluster binding. Gene Ontology annotation, biological process: intracellular iron ion homeostasis; iron-sulfur cluster assembly. Bases 120 to 641 code for a protein of 173 amino acids.
AUUCUCAUCCGCAACGCACCGCCCUCAAAGCUAAAACUGCUUGGACGAGAAUUGAUACUUCGGGAACGAAAGCGGAAAAGAGAAGCGAAGAAAAAGAAGAAGAAGAAACAGAGUGAAAAAUGCUGAGGCUCGCGUCGAAAAGGUUCGUAGGGCUGCUGCAAGCCUCACGGGAUGUUACGUCCCGGCCCGCACAGGUCCUGCCAGGUCGCCUCUAUCAUGAGAGGGUCAUCGAGCACUACGACAAGCCCCGGAACGUUGGAUCCUUCGACAAGAGCGAUCCUGGCGUUGGCACCGGACUUGUCGGUGCACCGGCAUGCGGUGACGUCAUGAAGCUCCAGAUCAAGGUCGACGAGGAGACCGGCAAGAUUGUCGACGCUCGCUUCAAGACCUUCGGUUGUGGCUCCGCUAUUGCGUCCUCGUCUGUAGCUACUGAAUGGGUUAAAGGGAAGCAAUUGGAGGAAGUUGUGACUAUUAAAAACACUGAAAUCGCAAAAUAUCUCUCUCUCCCGCCUGUAAAGUUGCACUGCAGCAUGCUUGCUGAAGAUGCCAUCAAGGCUGCCGUUAAAGAUUAUGAAGCAAAACGUACCAAAUCAAAUGAUGGUGCAACAGCAGCAACUGCAGAGAAGGCGACGAAAGCGUGAUUUGUGUAAUUUGGUGAUGUAAUUUGGUGAUGAAAAUACACGGGCGCCCGAAUUAGUUACUCUAGCCGUUUAUCAUACGGUGAUUGUAUAAUAAUGGAACGCUACGUACUGAGAAAAAGAGCCUUGGAGUAUAUGCACUUCCCCUGAAGUAAACUGGAUGUUGAGAAGUGCACCCCUCCCCACCUUUACCCCUUUUUUUUUUUUUUUGAUAGCACCUUUACCCCUUUGUACCUAGACAAUAUAAUGUAAGUUUGAUUUUAA